This is a messenger RNA of Serpula lacrymans var. lacrymans S7.9, 2296 nucleotides long. RefSeq lists its product as uncharacterized. The transcript is spliced from 7 exons. Bases 199 to 1959 code for a protein of 586 amino acids. The record is from RefSeq and is a predicted model, not a curated record. NCBI's taxonomy places the organism in Eukaryota, Fungi, Basidiomycota, Agaricomycetes, Boletales, Serpulaceae.
UCGCCCCUGCUCAAAAUACCCAAGGAAGUUCUCGAGGAUAUCGCUCUCGAGGUUGUAUCCUCCGAUCUCCUGGGCCCCCCUUCGGCCCUCCUCCCAUUGUUGUCAUGUUGUAAGUACAUCAGUGAGGUCUGUCGAAGCAGCCAUUUCCUCGGUCGCGUCUUCAAGACCCGAUUCGAUACUCGCGCGAUCACCCGGCGCAUGGGUACCCAAGCUUUCGCUUCUUCGUAUCUCGCCAACCAGCUCCGAGUCUACUCCCUCGCUCUUAACACUAUUCGCCGUGCAGAUAUCCGCCACCCGGAAAUCCUACCUACUUUCUGGACGUGCCUUUUCAUGCUGCUCGAGAACGACGGUAAGAACCGUUAUCAGCUCGGCUGGGCUGGCCUCGAUAAUUUUGUCGACGAGUUCGUUCGAACGCGGCUCUAUGAAGGGAGCACCCAGCUCAAUGGCUGGCCCAGCGACAAUACCCUCAACUCUUUGGCACUUUGGUUAAUGUGGAUGACCACCACCUCAGAGAAACUCGAGUCCGAAUCUCCUCAGCGCCGGCACCAAAUAAUCCAACUCGUUCUUCCUUACGUAGUUUUACCUUUCCGCUACCCCACAGCCAUAGUGCCUCAUAAUCACUACAGUAUACCUCUGUCGGAAACUUUUAAUCAGCAAUUCCCUCGCUCCGUUUUAACAGCACACGGAAGCUACCCAUUAUAUCGCAACAAUACCGUACACACUUUUUCACAUUAUGACCGAGACGAUCUUAAAAUGGACACACCACUAAUCAGCAUAGCCGCAAAACUUUUGUAUUUCUCUCGCCGCGGGGUCGUCCCGCUAGGUGUCCCUCCUCACCUCCCUUACAACCGUGCUCACGCUCUCCAGCUCGGGUUUAACAUGGUAGGACCCACACAAGAAGAUAUUCACGAACUCAACGCACAUAAAUUCGCCAAACUCGUUCCGCGCAUGCAGUGGGACUGGAGAGCCGCUCUGACCGAUCGGCAACUCGCUCUCGACGAAGAAGGCUUUGACCAAUCUGCUUCCGUGCAGUGGGAGAACGAUUGGUCCAGAUUGACGGAAUGCAUCGACCCGUUCUCUCGCAUGUCGAUUCCCAGCACAAAGUACGCAUUUGGCCUCCUAGAUGGUUUAUGGCAAGGUCGUCUUCUGGUUCCUAACGAACCCGACUUUGUAGGCCUCAUUACUCAGCCUCAACGGCCUGCAAAUUUCAGCGAGAUGAACCCGCUUUUUAUUUCGUCGCCGGUUUAUAUGCGCCUUCGUGAGCAACACUGUAUUGACCCGCAGGAACCUGUUGCUUGCGGUGGAAAUGGUGAUAAUUUCGACGAUGGAUUAACGAACGCAUGGAUGCCGUUAUGCAAACUGCGCGAAGAACAGGGCAAGGUGAUGGUCGAGGACAAUCAAGGCAACGCGUCUACAUACGAACGAUAUGUUCCCGGUGAACCCAAUUCGCAUGACGAGGAUACAUGUGGUUCGUGUCAGUACCGCGGUACCUCGGACAUAGUAUAUCGAGGAAGGCCAGGGUCUCCGGAGUGCGACUACGAAGCAGAUUUCGAGAGCGUUGGCCUUGGUAGAAGAACUGAAGGAGAGGAUGAGGAUGAAGACGAAAUUAUGGAGGAUGUGGACGACGAUAUGGAAGGACUGAUGGAAUAUUGUGUAUCUGCCGAGUGCUCAGGGAUUCUGGAUAUUGUCCUGACGGGCGAGACUGACCUCAAUCAUAGUCGAGCUUGGAAUCCCUACAAAUUCUAUGGUAGGGUUCGUCUCUGGGAUGGACUGAUAGCCAUUGUGCGCGUUCCUGUUAAUAAUGGUGGUGAUCCAGACCGCCGGUUCGGACGUUGGAUUUUUACUGGUUAUGUCGUAGGAGGUCAAAAUUUUGUGGGCACCUGGCGGUCUGUCGGCUCUGAUGUUUCGGUAGGUGUGCCAACGUGGGAGUCGGCAUUCGUCAUGUCCCGUCGAGAAUAAGCUAUUUUAAAGCGAGCCUGAUGGACAAGUACCCCCCUUUCUCACUCUCUGUAAAGUAUCUAAAAAAUUCUGCUUGAACACUUGUUGUAUACAUUCUUGUUACUCCCGCAAUAUGUUCCCCAUUUCUGUACAUCUCAUCAUCUUUAGCAUUGCCAUGUUUUUUCUUCUAUUCAUUGCAUCGCCCGUCCAUAGUUUACUAGUACUUAUCUUGUUAACAUAGUGCCAUAUUUUCUGUUUUGUAUUGCAUGCCAGACCUAUCUGUAAUCAUUUCAUCAUUUUCUUACACGCAAUAACAUCGUGUCGCUCUCAUCCACUUGGUAUGCGUCGACAAUAUCGG